Pocillopora meandrina is the source of this 2197-nucleotide messenger RNA. Lineage: Eukaryota; Metazoa; Cnidaria; Anthozoa; Scleractinia; Pocilloporidae. The record is from the annotation of a GenBank genome assembly.
AUGUCAAUAACUGACGUAGAAACUGAAAUCGUACUUAUUUUGGGAAGAGUAUCUACAUCCUUUUCUUCGGAGUUAGACCUUUCGGAAUUAACAAUUUGUCCCCGGCACUGCUCAUCCCUUGGUAUUGGGUGGCGUCGAGGAUCGAAUCUGUGCCGAGUUCCUCCGCCAAUCUCGAAGCACGGCGGACAAGCCCAAAAAAACGCAAAGGCAGAAAGAGGACUUGGAAAAAGUGCUUGUUAUUUGAUAUGGAAGAAACUGGGAAUUUUUAUUCCAGUUGGUUCAGGUAUGUAUACAUCAUUUUUCAUCUUUUUCAACCAAACAGACCAGCUCUAAAAUGGCGGUCCAAUCUGACACUUCAAUUAAAGCAGUUUGUAAGCACUUUUCUUUUUUUUUUCAUUUUGACUUUUUCAAUAAUUAAGUAGCCGUGACGGUCGCAAAUUCAAUAGCCUUUGUUUAUUUACGUGUUUCUUUUCCUUUCAUUAUUCUAACAUUUUAUAUUAGUGAUUGUAGCAGCAAAAAGGUAAAUUUAGAAGCCUUCACCGGACUCCUAAAAUUACAGCUUUUUAAAGCAGAUUCCCUGAUGGUCUAUAGAUAGUUACAGGGAGACUCAGCCCCUAAAAGGGUACCUUUAUCAGGCUUCAGGUAUAUCAAAGGGUAGGGAAUUGAAGAGUUGAAGUAUAUGAAAGGGCAGGAAAAUCUAUCAUUUAAGUUUUUUAAAACAGGUUCCCUUACUUGUGUAAAUUAAGACCGUAGUUGUUCAGAAUAGUGAUUAUAUCGUAUCAGCAAAAACCUGUAUUUUCCAUCGAUUCACUCAACAGGUAUUUGUCGCAACUGCCGGGUUAAUCUUGACAUGCAGAAAAUAGGGGAGCUGCCCACAAAGCUUCCGGAGACCAAGAACCUUUCUUACGAGGAAACUGAGACCAUUGAGACUUCUGUAAGUUCUGAACUGGCACUCAAUGGAAAUAGUGUUAUUAACAGUGGCACCAAACAAGGCCCGCGGGGCAAAAAAGAUAAAAAAAAAAAAAUGGAUAGGGACCUUAUCAUCACAAAGUCUGCAUGAGCAGGCCCCGUUUCCUUGCUGCCUUUCCUUAAAAUGAACGAAUAAGGAUAGAGAGCACAAAUUAACCGAUUUCGUAGACCUCAAACUGUGUGCUGGUAUCCAAGAAAACAAUGCCAUAUGCUUAUUUUGUGCUUUCUACGUCAGUUUUUCCUGAGUUCCGCAGAUAAUGAAGAGGUUUAAUACCCCAUGCAUUUUAUGUCGCCCUUGCGUCUGCACACAGUUUAAAUUUAUUCAGCGGAUUUUCUAUUUUUAUUCUCACCAAAAUCUGAGAACUUGAAGCAGUGGCAACAAGUUAAAGACCACGUUUUGCUUCCACUUGCCCCCACCUACACACACGCAUCCCCCUACUUUAUACCGCCUGGGAUACGGGUUCAUGUGAUUUUCUCAAGGUUUAGGAUACGGUGAAUAACGCCCAGAAAAACGCUUCGGGUUUCCAAUAUACCACUCCGGGUUCCUUUACUACUCGCUUUAAAUUUCGUACUUAUUUGUCAUAAUGAAAGGUAUUUUAUGUAAUAAAUUAGGCACUUUUUAUCAUAAAUGAAGGCAGCAAAAAAGGUCUUAUUUUUAGUCCAUAAUAAAGGCAACAAAGAUCAGGAGGGAUUAUUGAUCUUUGUCUAAGUGUUGGUUAACUUUGAUAAUUAUGUACCCAAUUAAUUUUUUUCAAUACAGUGUACGUUAUAUUUAUUUUGCGUCCUUGUCUAGGGCGUGAUGUGUAACCUUCCAAUUGCUGCAAGUACUCCUUGUUCGGUGGUAGCACAUGACUUACUGGAGCAAGAAACGUCAUUAUAUUUACCAUCAACCCUCCUAGAAGAAAUCGAGACAAGCACUACAGGAAUGAAGUCGGAAGAACCUAUUGACCACCUUAACAGUUUCUUAAGAAGUCGAGACGUUAGUCCUAUUAGGUACACCCUAAAGACACCUUGGAACGAUGCCAGUGGAAGGACUAGACGACUGCAUGAGCGCAAAGCCAAGCAAGCGGUUUCAGCUGUUCUUGGUGAAAUAGCGCCUAAUGAUCCAGAUCUUCUCUGGGAAUCUAUUAUGUCCUCAAAACAAAAUGAAACUGGAAAUCACAAACUGCUACAAAAAUGCAAACGAGAGGGAUUCUCGCAGGCAGAUAUUGUCCAUUAUGGCGGAUAA